Dama dama (fallow deer) is the source of this 5221-nucleotide messenger RNA. It is a transcript of the gene RABEP1, whose product is annotated as rabaptin, RAB GTPase binding effector protein 1. Gene Ontology annotation, molecular function: growth factor activity; GTPase activator activity. Gene Ontology annotation, cellular component: endosome; endocytic vesicle. Bases 341 to 2677 code for a protein of 778 amino acids. Lineage: Eukaryota; Metazoa; Chordata; Mammalia; Artiodactyla; Cervidae. Gene Ontology annotation, biological process: endocytosis; Golgi to plasma membrane transport. The record is from RefSeq and is a predicted model, not a curated record. The transcript is spliced from 18 exons.
UUUCUCUUCAGCAGCGGGUGGCAGAAUUGGAAAAAAUUAAUGCAGAAUUUUUACGAGCAAAGCAACAGCUUGAGCAAGAAUUUAAUCAAAAGAGAGCAAAAUUUAAAGAGUUAUAUUUGGCUAAAGAGGAUUCCACAUAUAAGGGCCAGUCCAUCAGGAAGACAGAAUAGUUAUAUACACAUCUAACUACAGAAUCCCACAAUACAGGAAACAAGCUGACAGAAAUGAAAGGAGAAAAAUACAGUUUUACAAGGAUCUGAAGAGGCAAAAUGCAGUUCUACAAGCUGCACAAGAUGAUUUGGGACAUCUUCGGACACAGUUGUGGGAAGCCCAAGCAGAGAUGGAAAACAUCAAGGCCAUUGCCACGGUGUCUGAGAAUACCAAGCAAGAAGCUAUAGAUGAAGUGAAGAGACAGUGGAGAGAAGAAGUUGCUUCACUUCAGGCUGUUAUGAAAGAAACAGUUCGUGACUAUGAGCACCAGUUCCACCUUAGGCUGGAGCAGGAGCGAACACAGUGGGCACAGUAUCGAGAAUCUGCAGAGAGGGAAAUAGCUGAUUUAAGGAGAAGGCUGUCUGAAGGUCAAGAGGAGGAAAAUUUAGAAAAUGAAAUGAAAAAGGCCCAAGAGGAUGCUGAAAAACUUCGGUCUGUUGUGAUGCCUAUGGAGAAGGAAAUUGCAGCUUUGAAAGAUAAACUGACAGAGGCUGAAGACAAGAUUAAAGAGCUGGAGGCCUCAAAGGUGAAAGAGCUGAAUCAUUAUCUGGAAGCUGAGAAAUCUUGUAGGACUGAUCUAGAGAUGUACGUAGCUGUUUUGAAUACUCAGAAAUCCGUUUUACAGGAAGAUGCUGAGAAACUUCGGAAAGAAUUGCAUGAAGUUUGCCAUCUCUUGGAGCAAGAGCGACAACAACACAACCAGUUGAAACACACGUGGCAAAAGGCCAAUGACCAAUUCCUGGAGUCUCAACGUUUGCUGAUGAGGGACAUGCAGCGAAUGGAAAUUGUGCUAACUUCUGAACAGCUCCGACAAGUUGAAGAACUGAAGAAGAAAGAUCAGGAGGAAGAUGAACAGCAAAGACUUAGUAAGAGAAAGGAUCACAAAAAAACAGAUGUUGAGGAGGAAGUAAAAAUACCAGUAGUGUGUGCUUUAACUCAUGAAGACUCUUCAGCUCAGUUAUCAAAUGAGGAGGAACAUUUAGAUAGCACCCAUGGUUCAGUCCAUUCUCUGGAUGCAGACUUACUGUUGCCAUCUGGGGAUCCUUUCAGUAAACCAGACAAUGAUGUGUUUAAAGAUGGACUCAGGAGAGCACAGUCUACAGAUAGCCUGGGAACUUCAGGCUCGCUGCAAUCCAAAGCUUUAGGCUAUAACUACAAAGCAAAAUCUGCUGGGAACCUGGACGAAUCAGAUUUCGGACCGUUGGUAGGAGCAGAUUCGGUAACUGAGAACUUUGAUACCGCCUCCCUUGGGUCACUGCAAAUGCCAAGUGGGUUUAUGUUAACCAAAGAUCAGGAGAGAGCAAUCAAGGCGAUGACACCGGAACAAGAGGAGACGGCAUCCCUCCUGUCGAGUGUCACACAGGGCAUGGAAAGUGCUUAUGUGUCCCCCAGUGGCUACCGCCUAGUCAGUGAGACAGAAUGGAAUCUCUUGCAGAAAGAGAUACACAAUGCUGGAAAUAAACUUGGUAGACGCUGUGAUAUGUGUUCCAAUUAUGAAAAACAAUUACAAGGAAUUCAGAUUCAGGAGGCUGAAACAAGAGACCAGGUGAAAAAACUACAGGUGAUGCUAAGGCAAGCAAAUGAUCAGUUAGAGAAGACAAUGAAAGAUAAACAGGAAUUGGAAGACUUCAUAAAGCAGAGCACUGAAGAUUCAAGUCACCAGAUCUCUGCACUUGUCCUAAGAGCCCAAGCUUUGGAAAUCUUACUUGAAGAGUUACAGCAGGGGUUUUCCCAGGCAAAGAGGGAUGUUCAGGAACAGAUGGCAGUGCUGAUGCAGUCACGGGAACAGGUUUCAGAAGAACUGGUGAGGCUACAGAAAGAUAAUGACAGUCUUCAGGGAAAGCAUAGCUUGCAUGUGUCAUUACAACAAGCAGAAGACUUCAUUCUCCCAGACACUAUGGAGGCACUCCGGGAGCUGGUGUUAAAAUACCGUGAGAAUAUCAUUAAUGUGCGGACAGCAGCAGAUCACAUGGAAGAAAAGCUGAAGGCUGAAAUACUUUUCCUGAAAGAGCAGAUUCAAGCAGAACAGUGUUUAAAAGAAAACCUUGAAGAAACUCUGCAGCUAGAAAUAGAAAACUGCAAAGAAGAAAUAGCUUCCAUCUCUAGCCUAAAAGCUGAAUUAGAAAGAAUAAAAGUAGAAAAAGGACAGUUGGAGUCCACAUUAAGAGAGAAGUCUCAACAGCUUGAGAGUCUUCAGGAGAUGAAAAUGACGUUGGAAGAACAGCUGAAGAAAGAAACUGCUGCUAAGGUUACUGUCGAACAACUAAUGUUUGAAGAGAAGAACAAAGCUCAGAGGUUGCAGACUGAACUAGAUGUCAGUGAACAAGUGCAGAGAGAUUUCGUAAAGCUUUCUCAGACCCUUCAGGUGCAAUUAGAGCGGAUCCGACAGGCGGACUCCUUGGAGAGAAUCCGGGCAAUUCUGAAUGACACCAAACUGACAGACAUUAACCAGCUCCCCGAGACAUGACACCCUCAUGGCAGGACUCUAGCCUGCACUUUGGGUUUUUAACUCAUCUUUAGAGCAACAUUAAUUAUUAUUUAACUCUUAACUGAAGAAGAAGUCACACACAAAAAGGAAGACUGGAGAAAUGUUUAAUUCUAGUGGGAGGAGACUGUGCAGCACAGGAACAGCAAACAGCCAGGGUAAUUUGCAGCAAAAAGACCUUUCAAACGGAACACUAACCAGACUCCAGACUGGAUUCCAGUGAGUGUGGGAUCAGACUUGGUGACGGAGAAAGUGCUGUUUCCUUGCCUGCUUCGUCCGACAUUUCCCUGCCCUAAAGCACCCUUCUAAUAGUGUUUGAAAUGACAUUUCCUGUUCAUAGAUAUUGGAAGAGAGAAUUUUUUUUUCCUGUUGUCUAGAGUUAAUCAGUAACAGUAUUCAGCUAGCAGACAGGUGUAGUAUGCGGUAUGAAUAUUUUAUAUUAAAAUAUGAAGUCUGAGAGCAGGCCAUUGGCUAGUGACUGUAUUUCCUAGCUCAGUGUAUUUUUUUUAAACCAUUGUAUCUUGCGUUGGAGGACCUUAAAUGCUACUGAAACUUGCCUGAGAACCAUAAGACGGUGGCAAACAAAACCAAUUCAGUUGGAACUGAAUUAAUUAUGAGAAUUUGAAAACUUGGCUGGGGCUAUAUGUAUUGGAAAUUGAGGUUAAAGGAAAAGCACAAGAAACUGUUUGGAAGCACUUUUUCUGCUACCUGGUAAAUUUCGUGGACCCACAGGUACCAGGGUCAAGCUGAACCCGCACCGUCUACUCUUAAAAACUGUUUUAGUUACUGGAUCAGUGGAAGAAAUAUUAAUAAAACAAGCUAUGUCUGACAACACCUAGUAUAAAUGUAUAAGUCUGCUGCUUAUUUUAUUUUCAACUUGAAUAGUGGAUUUGAGUACUAUUUGUUUCAAAAGUGUCAGACGCAAAAAUGGUGAUAACUAGGUUUGGCAGAUACCUGUUUUGUAUUUUUCUUUUGUAUUUUAGACCUGGAGUGUGAUGAUGCUUAUGGUGAAGUUGGGGGAAACCCACCUAGUUCAUCAGUUUGGAAAUCUGCUUUGUCAUUUCUAUGAGGUUAAAUUCCGUUCCUGUGUGGAGAAGGCAUCAGUGGACAGGUUGUCUUUGCCGUAGCCUUAUGAAGUGUUGCAGAAAGCACAAGAAUGGAUGUGUGUUCACUGUUUACCUGCAAGUACUGUUAGCCGGUGGAAGGCUAUGCUGUUUUAUCAAUAAUUCAUCAUAUAGGUGGUUCAAAAGUAAAACUCUUGUUUUCAAGUACUUUUUGUGAUUGGUGGUGUGUAAUGAUGAGUUCUUGAAGGAACUAUGUGGGAAUUAAGUGGAUUAGGUAGAUUUUCUGGCUCAAGUAAGCCUACAACUUGAAUUGUCUUUGUUAUAAAUGAAGUCAAACUAGUCCUAAAGAUCUUUAUUUCUGUCUUCCAUAAGACAAGAUAUGGCCUACAUACCUCAUUCCUUGGGCUACUGCUGUAGUCUUACAUUCAUGAUUAUGAAUUUGAAAGUAAAUACUAAUUAUGGAAAUAGUGCUAUAGGCUUGCAUGAAUGAAACAUCUUAAUUGGUUUAAAGUCCUUUUGUAUAAAGGGGUACUUGGUUUCCUUUAAAGGAAACAUGUAUCCUCACUGAAUUACAGGGAAUUUUUAUUAUUUCCAAAAAUGCAAUCACUUUAAAUUAUGUAAGAUCAGUUCCUUGGAUAAACUCCAAGCUCAUUUGUUUUAGAUUAUUAAAACUGGCACUGUAGUAAAUCAAGGCGGAUAAUUCAUAAUCCUCCUGAAUGAACUAUAGCUCCCAGGGAACUGCUAGGCUGAAAUUGGGCACCUUUCUCAUGUUUUUCUCCAAAAGAUGGUUCUGGGCCAAUAAAAUCAUGAUUAGGAAAGUGUUAGCAGUCUUUACAGUGGCAGAUGCAAAUUGUUGGAACCCACUUUUUUGAGAAAAAAUCUCUUUCUGGUAUGAAACACCUCUUUAAACUGGGUUUUCUGUAUAAAUGGGAAACUGAUUUGGAAGGCAGUGUUUAGCCCUCCAAGACAAAUGAAAAGGUUGGGUUUCAUAAGUGUUCCUGUGUUUGUAUUUAGUCCAUGUACACAUGUUCCCAUGCAUGUCUAACCUGAUUUUACCCCUUACCUGUAACCUACCUUACCAUGUGGCUUUUCAUCGGCAGUCACUUAGCCAUUUCUAGGCAGGUAUAGUGUUACCUUUCAGAACUCAUAUUUGGCAGGUAUAAAAAUAUUACCUAAAGCUAAAGGACAAAAUCAUAUACUGUAUACCAGGCUCUCUGUCUCUCCAUUUGAGAUCCUACACGUGCACCUCACACCCAUCAGUGACAUGAACCGGGACACAGCACAGCCCAGCUCAGCUCUGAAAGGUAAUACUGCCUGUCACGGAAGUGAGCCAGCGGUAGCCUUGCAACUGUGGAGCCUGAGUUCCGCUCUGAGCAGAUUUCAGGUAUAACCAUUUGUUAACUGCACUGGAGGUGUAUCCUUAAGAAGAAAGUGUUCAAAUUAAAAAAGCUGCUGCCUAGUA